Messenger RNA from Elephantulus edwardii (Cape elephant shrew), 471 nucleotides. RefSeq names its product CKLF-like MARVEL transmembrane domain containing 5 (gene CMTM5). Gene Ontology annotation, cellular component: membrane. The record is from RefSeq and is a predicted model, not a curated record. Bases 1 to 471 code for a protein of 156 amino acids. The transcript has 5 exons. NCBI's taxonomy places the organism in Eukaryota, Metazoa, Chordata, Mammalia, Macroscelidea, Macroscelididae.
AUGUUUGGUGCUAGAGACCAUCGGGACCGGCCCCCCGAGGAGGGGGCAGCCUCAGGGCUCCAGGGCUUCGCUGUGGACAAGACCUUCCUCUCCUCUCUCAGAGGCAUCCUACUGGAAACCGAGCUGGCCCUGACUUUCGUCAUUUUUAUCUGCUUCACUGCAUCCAUCUCUGCCUACAUGGCCGCGGCCCUGCUCGAGUUCUUCAUCACACUCACCUUCCUCUUCCUCUAUGCCACCCAGUACUACCAGCGCUUCGAUCGGCUUAACUGGCCCUGCCUGGACUUCCUCCGCUGUAUAAGCGCCAUCAUAAUUUUCCUGGUGGUCUCCUUUGCUGCUGUGACCUCCCGAGAUGGAGCUGCCAUUGCUGCUUUUGUUUUUGGCAUCAUCCUGGUUUCAGUCCUUGCCUAUGAUGCCUUCAAGAUCUAUCAGACUGAGAUGGCACCCAGGGCCACUCAGGGGGAACAGCAGUGA